UAUAUGAGAUAAUAAUACGGCAUUGGGUAACGCUACACUGCUAUACUAUCUUCAGAUGAAGGAAGGAUUAUACGGAACACUCUCCUCCCCUCGGAUUCCCGCUUCACUGACUCUUUGUUUGGGUUCCCUGCAAUGAAAUCCACCUGCUCCCCACUCCCUGUUGCAAUACAAGGAUUAUCUUAAGUCUCCCAAACAGAGUGGACAUGGCGCUUUUAGGGAGAACUUCAGCUCUCCUGCUCUUUUACUUCUUCUCGCAUCUUCUUUGCGUUCACUGUGUCUCCCAUCAAAAAGCGACAGUGUCGUGGUGUGUGAUUUCGGACGCGGAGGAGCAGAAGUGCACGGAUCUGGCCGGGAACGCCACAGCUCGGAAUGUCAGAGGGAACUUGCGAUGCGUUCGAGGCCUGGACACCAGGGACUGCAUGGAGAAAAUUAAAAACGGGAGCGCAGACGCAGCCUCCAUGUUUGCAGACGACGUCUACGCUGCAGGUCUGUGUCACGGCCUGGAGGUGUCAGCAGGGGAGUCCCUCAAUGGAGUGGAUGGUGUCAGCUACUAUGUGGUGGCGCUUGCCCGUCGCUCCUCCUCCGACUUGUCCUUGCUGGAGAUGCAUGAACGCAGCUCCUGCCACCCUGGCAUGCGCACCACUGUGGGCUGGACUGUUCCCAUCGGCUACCUGGUCAACACCUCGCAGAUCGGCGUCGGGGAGCAGUGCAACUUUCCUCGCUCGGUGGGCAACUUCUUUGGUUACAGCUGCGUGCCCGGCGUCAAGGACCCCCGGCACGACCCCAGAGGCAACAACCCCAAGAACCUGUGCGAGGCCUGCAUAGGCGACGAGAAUGACAGACACAUCUGUGCCAGCAACCCCCAAGAGCGCCACUACGGAGAGGCGGGGGCGCUGAGGUGUGUGGCUGAGAACCUGGGCGACGUGGCUUUUGUCAAACACACGACUGUCUUUGACAAUUUGGAUGGUAGGAACCAAGAAUCCUGGGCGCUGGACCUGGAAGCGGAGGACAUGAAGCUGCUGUGUCCCGACGGCACCGAGGCCGAGCUGGAGGAGUACACACGCUGCCACUUGGCCGCCGUGCCCGCCAACGGCGUGGUGGUGCGCGUGGAGGACAAAUGUCGAGUUUGGAAGUACUUGGAACGGCUUCAGAACGUCUUUGGUAACGCCACGGAGGGCUUCAGCCUGUUCAGCUCUGCGGGCUACGCCGACUCCAACGUGCUCUUCAGUGACUCCGCCCACCACCUGCUGAGGGUCCUGGGGGGCUUCACCUCCUGGCUGGGUCACUCUUACACCAGCGCUCUGCAGGCCUUCGAGUGCGAAGGUUUCUGCUGAUGCAAGCCGGAGGCCGACGCGUCACGUCCUCGUUUAAAGUCGGUACUCUCUUCUUUCUUCAUGUCCUCGUCGUGUUCUUCAUUUAGUCUUUCCCUCAAGACGCUCCCUUAAGACGGCCUAAUCUUCUAAAACUGCCACGACGUUUCAGUGUGGAUUUCGAAAGGACAAGGCAAGAAAGGACAGGACGUUUUUACAAAUAAAAAGUUAGCGUAAUAAGAAUUUUUGUACACUAAUGCUUUUUUUUAUUUUUUAUUUUUUUGCUUUUUGUUCCAUCUCUGGCAUUGAACCACCGGGUGCUUAUUUCCUCAAUUCAUGUCUGUACGGAGGGCCAAAUAGGACAACAUUUAAUAAAAACUUAGUCUUUUUCCAAAAUGGAAUAAAGUUAUUUUGUCCUCAAUAUUCUACACAAAAUAACCCAU
Molecule: messenger RNA, 1753 nt
Organism: Nerophis lumbriciformis (worm pipefish)
Lineage: Eukaryota; Metazoa; Chordata; Actinopteri; Syngnathiformes; Syngnathidae
Gene: otomp
Product: otolith matrix protein
Biological process (GO): iron ion transport
Cellular component (GO): plasma membrane; recycling endosome; early endosome
Source: RefSeq, a predicted model, not a curated record